CGAUAUGGAUUUUACAGGGCUUUCUUAUACACAGGAUUUUUGACUGAUGAGGAGUGUAAUCAUCUCAUUUCUCUGGUUAGCCCUCAUUAUUUGAUUUUCAUUAGUGGUGAUAAAAUAUUAUUGGGAAAAAUACAGUUUGGUCCUUCAAUUUCUCACCAAUUCCAUAUUUGGCUGCAUAAAUCUAUGGUGACUGAUUCUGAUACCGGCGAGAGUGUUGAGAGUGAUAUUCGAACCAGUUCUGGUAUGUUUCUUAUGAAGGCGCAGGAUGAGAUAAUUUCCGGCAUUGAAGAAAGAAUUGCUGCAUGGACUUUUCUUCCUAUAGAAAAUGGGGAGGCAAUGCAAAUAUUGCAUUAUGAAAAUGGGCAGAAAUAUGAGCCACAUUUUGAUUAUUUUCACGACAAGGCCAAUCAAAAACUAGGUGGUCACAGGGUGGCUACUGUUCUUAUGUACUUGUCAAAUGUUGACAAGGGUGGAGAAACUGUUUUUCCUUAUUCUCAGGUAAUUAAAUUCUAUCCAUUUAUUAUUUUGCAAAAGACACACAAGCUAAGGGGGAUGACUGGUCUGAGUGUGCAAAAGAAGGUUAUGCAGGGUGAUGCAUUGUUGUCUUUUGGUCUUCAUCCAAAUAAUUCUUAUUCUGUUUCUUGUUUAUUAAUUUGGCUCUUUUUUAUUUUUGUGGUAGUGAAACCAAGGAAGGGUGAUGCAUUGUUGUUCUUCGGUCUUCAUCCUAAUGCAACCACCGAUCCAUCGAGUUUGCAUGGGAGUUGUCCUGUCAUUGAAGGCGAGAAAUGGUCCGCUACAAAGUGGAUUCAUGUGAGGUCGUUCGAUAUUCCACCUAGGCGACGAGAUCUUGGUUGUAUCGACGAGAAUCCAAAUUGCUCCGAUUGGGCUCUUAGUGGUGAAUGCGAGAAGAACCCUCUUUACAUGGUGGGAACUGAAGUGGAUUGGGGCUUUUGUAGAAAGAGCUGCAAAGUUUGUUCAUCUUGAACUUAGUCACAUUCUUCACUAGUUGAAUUUGGUUUAUGAAAAUUGGAUUAUACUAUAAAAUUUGUGUGUUUGGUUUGCAUGAUU
Erythranthe guttata (spotted monkey flower) is the source of this 1068-nucleotide messenger RNA. Lineage: Eukaryota; Viridiplantae; Streptophyta; Magnoliopsida; Lamiales; Phrymaceae. The record is from RefSeq and is a predicted model, not a curated record.